GGGGCGCGGGGGGAAGGAGCGCGGGCCUCUGAGGGGAGCGGCACCGGCACCGGCACCGGGACCGCAACCGGGACCCCCCGCCCGGGACACACAGCCCGCCCGGCCCCCGCCCAGCGGGGAGGAAGCCGAGCGUUGAGCGGCCGCGGGCCCCGCCGCGGGGAGCGGAGAGAGAGAGAGAGAGAGAGAGAGAGAGCGAGAGCGCGCGGGGCGGCGGCGGCGGGAGCGGGAGAGGGAGCGGGAGGCUCGCUCCUCCAUCAUGUCGGCGGGCGGGGACUUCGGGAACCCGCUGCGGAAAUUCAAGCUGGUGUUCCUGGGAGAGCAGAGCGUGGGGAAGACUUCCUUGAUCACCAGGUUCAUGUAUGACAGCUUUGACAACACCUACCAGGCAACAAUUGGCAUUGACUUCUUAUCGAAAACCAUGUAUUUGGAGGAUCGAACAAUCAGGUUGCAGCUGUGGGAUACUGCGGGUCAGGAACGUUUCCGUAGCCUCAUUCCCAGUUACAUCCGUGACUCUGCUGCUGCUGUAGUAGUUUACGAUAUCACAAAUGUAAACUCGUUCCAGCAAACAACAAAAUGGAUUGAUGAUGUCAGAACGGAAAGGGGCAGUGAUGUCAUCAUUAUGCUGGUGGGAAAUAAAACAGAUCUAGCAGAUAAGAGACAAGUGUCCAUUGAGGAAGGAGAAAGAAAAGCCAAAGAGCUGAAUGUAAUGUUCAUUGAAACUAGUGCAAAAGCAGGAUACAAUGUAAAACAGCUUUUCCGACGCGUGGCAGCUGCCCUGCCUGGAAUGGAAAGCACACAAGACAAAAGUAGAGAAGACAUGAUUGACAUAAAACUGGAAAAGCCUCAAGAGCAGCCUGUCAGUGAAGGAGGCUGUUCCUGCUAAUACCAUGUGGCUUCUACCUUUCUCCAGAACAUCACUGCUUCCCCUCCCUUUACUCUUCAUUGACUGCAGUGUGAAUAUUGGCUUGAACCUUCCCCUUCCAGUAAUAACGUAUCGCAGUUCAUCAUCGCUGGCUGUCUCGUGGAGAUGAUCUAUUAGCUUCACAAGCACACACACACACACACACAAAGAAAAUGUCAGUGUCUUCAUUAUUUAUAAGAAAAAAAAAAAAGCCAAAAUAUUCCAGCAUAUUCUAGUUAUAACUUAAAAAAAAAAAAAAGAAAAAAAAAUAGGUACAAUUUCUUAAUAUUCGUUCCUUUUUUUAAUAUGUUAUGAUGUUGCACUUUGAAAUGAUGGGAACUGAGUAAGUUUUGGAUGGGACUUAGAGGAGAUGUAUGUGCAGAAGAAUGCUUGCAAAUCUCACCCAUUUGAUUUCUCUAACCAACUGGAAGUGACCAGGCAGCAGUCAGAAAUGCAAGCAGAGGUGGCCUGUGCUGAGGGGUAAAUUCUUAUCCUUAGCCAUCAUAUUAAUAAUAAAAAAAAACCCAAACAAAUUAAAACCAAGCUCUUAAUCUUUUGAGCAGAGAUAGUCUGACUGGUUUUCAAACUCCAGGCGGGGCUUUCAACACCAUGAAAGGCUCCUGGAUUUUUUUUUUUUGAUAGUCCUUGCAGAGGCACCGUGGACAUGUUUCAGAGGAGGAAUAUGGAGACACACACAAAGUGUCCUUCUGAACAGGCUGAAUGGCUUCUGGAGGAUGUUUCUGGGGGAAGGAAAGGGUUGGAUGUGCAUUAGCAAAACACUUGCAGGGAACAGGGAAAGAAUGUUUCGAGUGCAAGAUGAGUUUUAAGAGCAUUUCUUUAUUAUUAUUUUUUUUUUUCCCCUUUUAUGUAGAACACCAAUGAAGUAAAUGAUUCCCGCAUUUGAGCUGUUUGGAGGAGAAAGCAUUUUGCUUCCUUAUUGUUUUGUUUGUUUGUUUUUAAGGGGAAAUAUUAAGUGGAUUCAGGACUGGCACUAACAGCUGCCAAGGUGGAUUGAAACCUUGCAAAUUUGUCAGGAAGGGGAGGGAGCAGCUGGAUAUCCCAGGGUGAGCUCACAGGAAGAGAGGGAAUCGUACCUGCUUUUCCCUAGCGUGGCCGUAGGUCGACUGGGGAAGGGGUAUUUGCUUUGAUCAUACAGAAAUCUAGUUGAGAGAUCUUAGAGGGAAAGGAAGGGAGUUUAAUAGGAUGGAAACCAACUGAUGAUUAUGCAGAUUUAUGCCUUUAUUUUUUAGCAAUUUUUUAAUUUUAUGUUCAGUCUUCCAAGUUGGUUUAGUUUGGUUCACUAGAGCUGUAUAGCUUGGUUAAACAACAAGUAAUUUAGUUUUCUAUUUAACUAGGCUUACAAUUAACCUUGGUUUUUUUUUUUUUUUGGUCUUUGAUAUUUAUUUCUUGGCUUAAUUUUUUUAUUAUUAUUGUUUUCAGUCAUUUUGGGGGUUUGUUUUUGCUGAGGAAUCUGUGUAGAGCUUUGCUGAUGUUGCCAGAUGUAGCUACCCAAGAAACACGGAAUCGAACACACUAGAAGUGCACCCUUUUAAUCUUUACUAGUCAUUGUGAAGUUGCUGUGUAAGUUAAUAAACCACAAUUGUAAAUACAUUGUUUGCUGGGCGAAAAUGGCUGAGUUACAGUGCAGGAAGGAAUUCUUGAGUCUGUGUUGCAAUUGCUACUUAAACGAACAAUUGCAAGCAAAUAUUCAGGCUCCUCCUUUGUUCUCUUUCUGCCCCUUCUGCCAUCUAAAAUUAACCAACUGGGGAAGAGAAAGGGAAUCGUUCCUUACCACCACUUUCACCAGGAAAAAUGGGCAUCAAAGAGUUGGAAUUCUUCAUUCCUGGAAUGAAUGCUAGACUCGUGCCCAGCCCUGGGUUUAUAGCAGCUCUGCACAACGAUAGCUGAAAAGGCAGAACGAGAUGUAAAGUGCUUUUAUAAUGCAAUAUUAAAGGCAAGUUUUUUUGACGUGGCAUGUCUUGAAAUAAACAUCAAUGAUAUGUGACAAA
Molecule: messenger RNA, 2910 nt
Organism: Apus apus (common swift)
Lineage: Eukaryota; Metazoa; Chordata; Aves; Apodiformes; Apodidae
Gene: RAB6A
Product: RAB6A, member RAS oncogene family
Exons: 8
Coding region: 257-883 (208 amino acids)
Molecular function (GO): GTP binding; GTPase activity
Source: RefSeq, a predicted model, not a curated record